Messenger RNA from Caenorhabditis remanei, 1335 nucleotides. RefSeq lists its product as uncharacterized. The transcript has a single exon. Bases 1 to 1335 code for a protein of 444 amino acids. The record is from RefSeq and is a predicted model, not a curated record. Lineage: Eukaryota; Metazoa; Nematoda; Chromadorea; Rhabditida; Rhabditidae.
AUGGCCAAUUCAUCGGCCAAUUACACUCCUGAGAGUGACUCCGGAAAGAUAGAUGUAAAUGAAGCGAAGAGACGUCUCGCAACAAUCAAACAAGGAACAGAAGGAGUCGUUCGAUACUUCGACAAAUGUCGACAGUUGGUUGAAAUAGUGAAUGGAGGACAAGUUGAGAGACAGGAUUCAUAUCUUUUUGCUGUCUUCAUGAACGGUCUCACCGAGAAAACAAGAAAAGUCAUCCAAAUGACUGGAGCAAACGAUGCAUUCACCGCCAGAAAACAUGCGAUUCAAGAGGAAAUGUUCACUAGUUUACUAACACUUCAACCAGGGAAUGAUGAGGAUAGAAUUCAUAAAAUUGAAGUUUUGAAUCACUGUCAGUGGGAGAAGCUUCGUUUGUUGGAGGGCAAGUUGAACUAUGUUCAAAACGAUGUUCAUCAAAUGAAGAAAGAUGUGAGUGAAGUGAAGGAAAUGAUGAAGCAACUUCUAGAACAAACAGUAAAGAAAACAGAAGAAGAUCCAACCAUCAAAGAGAACUCAGAAGCACUCAAAAAAGUGCUCGAACUCAACGAAACAGUGGUAGCAAAACUGGAACCACUCGAGAAGAUUGACAAAUUGUCAACUCUUGGGCUCAUGUGGACACGUCAAGUUCACAAUGAUUUGGCUAGAAUUGCUCCUAUUCCAAAGUCUCAAACCCCGCCCACUGUCCCGCCCACUGUCCCGCCCACUUCAACACCAUCUCCUUCCACUUCCAGACCAACAAGACCAAUUCCAAACAAGAUCGCAUCUCCAAUCAUCCCAGUCGCUCCAAAACGUUCACAUAAUUCAAACGACGGCCCGUCUUCACCUCAACCAAAAAGACUCCGCCCAAACGAAGAAAAAGUGUUGGAUUCUCUCCGAUCGUGUAUUUCAAAAAAUGAAUUCCAAUCACUCUUUCAUGGAAAUAUCACAGUGAACGUUGUCGAAUUGUAUCAAAAGUACUCGAAAAGAUCACAAGAUAUUGAUAAAUGGAUGGAACAGAGAGGAAAACCAGUGACUCAUCCAUGCAUGUUCUGUGGAGAACGUCAUCAUCCAUAUGAAUGUGAUGGAACAACGAGUAUCGAUGAGAGAAGACGUCUUUUGAAACAAAGAGGACACUGUAUGGAAUGUUCGAAACGUCACAAAGGAACGUGCACAGCUAUUCUCGAAUGCCGAAUCUGUCGACGUGCUUAUGAUGAAAAUCAGACAAUUAUUGGAGGAGUCAAACAUUGUAGAAUGUUUUGUCCCCUCCAGGAAGAAUAUUACCUGACAAUCGAUAAAUGCGACCAGAUUUUAGAAGCCAAGAAAAUCCUUGAAUCGUCUUAA